AUGAAGGCGAGGCCCACAGCGCUGGCCCUGGUGGCCGCCGUCGCCCUUGACCUUGGCCUUGGCCUUGCCCUCGCCACGGGCGGCGCUGACGCCGUCGCCUUCGCCUCUUCGAGCGCCUCGCCCCACGGCGACCAGCACGUCAGCGCACGGGCCAACGGAACGGCCUUGCAGUUUGACAAGCCGGAGGCAGCUGCGGCGAUGAACGCGAGCGCGUCCGACGCGGCGGAGGCGGAGGUGGAGGAGGCGGGGGCUGGCGCGCGGGCGGCCCGCACCUUCGGCGGCCCGCGCAAGCGCCUGCUGCUGCUGCUGCCCAUCGUGUACAAGCUGGGCGUCAUCACGACGCUGCUGGGCGUGCUCAUCGCGCUGGCCGUCAAGUCGGUGGCCAUCGGCCUCCUGCUGCUCGCCCUCGGCGCCGCCAACCUCGCCGCCGUCACCAAGCUCAAGGCCAGCGACCACGGC
Molecule: messenger RNA, 459 nt
Organism: Gryllus bimaculatus (two-spotted cricket)
Lineage: Eukaryota; Metazoa; Arthropoda; Insecta; Orthoptera; Gryllidae
Source: the annotation of a GenBank genome assembly